GCAUCACUCUCUGUCAUCUUGGCAUCACAGAAACUCUUUAUUCAGGCAACCGCCCACAUACAGGUUUCCAAAGGGCUGGGAUGGACACUUUACUCCAGAGGGUUGGUGACACUGAAGUCCUGGUGAGAUGUCCUUGAGUGGCAACGCAAGCCAAUCGUCUUUGUCAGCGCCACCUCCGCCUUUGCUCUUCAACAGCUCCACCUCUCCACAUUCCCUACCAUGGGAGAAGGAACGAGCCGGUCAAGAGUCUUUGCAGGAGUGGCCUGGGAACGACACCGAGCUCCUGUCGGACCUCUCUGUUCUCGGGCAUGACGAGCUGUGCCAUAUGUCUCCUGUCCUCACAGCAUGUCUAGUAGUGUGGUACAGCAUUACAAUGGUGCUGGGGCUGGUGGGGAAUAUCGGCCUCAUUUGCAUCAUUGCCCGUCGCAGAGAAAAGGCCAAUGUCACCAGCAUUUUCAUCUGCAACCUGUCAUUCUCUGACAUCGUAGUGUGUGUCUUCUGCCUUCCCUUCACUGUCAUCUAUACGCUCAUGGAUCACUGGGUGUUUGGAUCGCUGUUGUGUCGGCUGGUGCCGUUCAUCCAGUGUGUGUCUGUGACUGUAUCCGUGCUUUCUCUAGUGUUUAUCGCUCUAGAAAGACAUCAGCUCAUUAUUAACCCUUCUGGGUGGAAACCAAGUGUUCCUCAGGCCUACGUGGUAGUUGUUGUCAUUUGGAUUCUGGCCUGUUUCACCUCUUCGCCUUUCUUGGCCUUUCAGCUGCUUACAAAUGAGCCCUAUGCCAACGUAAUCCUGCCCCAGUCCCCGCUCCAUCACCAAGCUUCUCCUCAGGCUUACGUCAGUACAUCUCCACCUCAACCUGUCACCUACACAUACAAAAACUCAUCCGUGCUCCCAAAUUCACACCGCUCCCUUUUUUCUUACAUCCCCACCACACAUAUGGAAGCCUGUGUGGAGCACUGGCCAUCCCACCAACACAGGGUUGCUUACACCACAUGGCUCCUGCUGUUCCAGUACUGCGGCCCACUCCUGUUGGUCCUGCUCUGUUACGUUAGAGUUUUUGUGCGCCUUCGCCACCGCAAAGACAUGCUGGACCGUGCCAGGACCACAGAGAACCAGCGAAUGACCCACAGCCGCCGAAUCAACAUCAUGCUGGUUGCUCUCAUAACUGCCUUUGCUCUUUGCUGGCUUCCGCUCACCAUCUUCAACGUGGUAUCGGACUGGAACCAAGAGGCCCUGCCUAUCUGCCACCACAACCUGCUGUUCUCCCUCUGCCACCUGCUGGCCAUGUCCUCCACCUGCAUCAACCCCAUCAUCUACGGGUUCCUCAACUCCAACUUUCGGCAGGAAGUGAGGGAGGUGCUCCUGCACUGCCGCUGUUACCCCCUUGAAGAAGAGUGUGAACGUUUCCCUAUGUCCACCGUGCACUUGGAAGUGUCCCGCACCUCUGUGCCUCCCCACUGCAAGAACAACUCUGUCUGACUUUACCGUAGGAUGAUUGUAGGAUGUAGUAGGACACAUUUUUGGUGUUUGGUUUACCUUUAAUGACAGUACACACGUUUUGACAUUGGUUUAAAAAGUAAUAUUUUUUUGUGGUUUGAAGUGAAGUGCGUUGUACAAUGUUGGUUUAUCUUUUCCUGCAGUAGAUGCUAAUUAUAACAGAAGUGCGCUGAUGAAAAAUAAUCUUCAAGCCACGCUUUGAACACAUCCGUUGCUGUCAAUUUCAUGCUUCAUGCUAUGUAAUAUUUGUCACAGUAUUCUGCUUCUUUGCUGCUUAUUCUAACAGAAAGUUAUAUUGCAUGUGCACAAAUGGGUGUAAAGUUAAAGUGUGACUUUAGACAGUUGCUG
Stegastes partitus (bicolor damselfish) is the source of this 1843-nucleotide messenger RNA. RefSeq names its product neuropeptide Y receptor Y4 (gene npy4r). The transcript is spliced from 2 exons. Gene Ontology annotation, cellular component: neuron projection; plasma membrane. The coding region runs from base 128 to 1477 and encodes 449 amino acids. The record is from RefSeq and is a predicted model, not a curated record. Gene Ontology annotation, molecular function: neuropeptide binding; neuropeptide Y receptor activity. NCBI's taxonomy places the organism in Eukaryota, Metazoa, Chordata, Actinopteri, Pomacentridae. Gene Ontology annotation, biological process: G protein-coupled receptor signaling pathway.